Molecule: messenger RNA, 3030 nt
Organism: Cervus elaphus (red deer)
Lineage: Eukaryota; Metazoa; Chordata; Mammalia; Artiodactyla; Cervidae
Gene: PDYN
Product: prodynorphin
Exons: 8
Coding region: 657-1463 (268 amino acids)
Biological process (GO): chemical synaptic transmission; sensory perception; neuropeptide signaling pathway
Cellular component (GO): neuronal cell body; plasma membrane; dendrite
Molecular function (GO): opioid receptor binding
Source: RefSeq, a predicted model, not a curated record
UUGACCGCCACCCGGGCCCCGCUGCGCCCGGCCACUGCCUCGUACACCACGCCGUAGCUGCCGCGCCCGAUCUCCGCCAACAGGCUGUAACGCGGCCGCGCCGACCCGCCGCCGCCCUCAGGCCGCCGCCGCGCCAGAUGCAGAGACUGAGAGAGGAGUUUGAUUAACUGGAGUUUGAACUGACACCUCAGGCUCUUCAUACCACCUUACCCUGCUCAGCCUCCCCAAGCUAAAAACAUCCCAAGUGAUAUAACAUUCUUGCUCUGUGGUGUGAUGGACUGAUUAAGUAGAAGGCUUGAAUCAGUGCUGCUCCCUAUGUGGCCAUGAUCUGAAUCAGAGAUGUGUGCCCUGAAGACACGGCAGAGACUGGGGGUACUCCUGACCCUGCACAAGCUGCCUCUUUGGCACCUCCUUCUGAGCCGGAGUCAAGAUAACCCCUGAGUCUUGGACCAGUCACCUGCUGCCACCACCCUCCGACCUGCUGGGCCUGAAGCUGCCCAGGGACAAAGAGGAACACAGGUCAUUUAUCUCCAGGCUUUGAGAUCUGCGUGGGGGAGCUGUUGCAGCAGCCCUAGCCGGGUGAGCUGUGCCGCCUGAGGGAGGUUGCUGAAGGGAUCUCAAGCCCACUGCUUUGCCCCAGAGGAGCUAGAGGUGUGAUGGGUGGCAGCAGGAAGAGCCAAGACAGAAUGGUGUGGCAAGGGCUGGUACUGGCUGCUUGCCUGCUCGCACUCCCCUCUGUCUCAGCGGACUGCCCGGCCCAGUGCUCCUUGUGUGCCGUGAAGACCCAGGAUGGGCCCCAACCCAUCAACCCCCUGGUUUGCUCCCUGGAAUGCCAGGCUGCCCUGCAGCCUGCUCAGGAGUGGGAGAGGUGCCAGGGCCUUCUGUCUUUCCUCACUCCCUUCACUGUUGGGCUCAAUGGCAAGGAAGACUUGGAAAGCAAGGCAGUUUUGGAAGAGUCCAGCAGUGAGCCGGCCAAGCACAUCAGACCCUACUUGAAGGAACUAGAAAAAAACAGAUUCCUUCUGAGCACCCCAGCAGAGGAGAACGCUCUAAGCAGCAGCCUGGCAGAGAAGCUCAGGGGUCUCUCUGGCAGGCUGGGGGAGGGUGCAGUGUCUGAGUUGAAUGGGGAUGCUCAGCUGAACGAUGGUGCCCUGGAGGCUGGAGGGCGGGAUUCUGAUGAGGAGGAACCCAAGGAGCAGGUCAAACGCUAUGGGGGCUUUUUGCGCAAAUACCCCAAGAGGAGCUCAGAGGUGACUGGGCAGGGAGCUGGGGAAGGGGAGGGGGAUGAGGUGGGCCAUGAGGACCUGUACAAGCGCUACGGGGGAUUCUUACGGCGCAUCCGUCCCAAGCUCAAGUGGGACAAUCAGAAGCGCUACGGUGGCUUCCUCCGGCGUCAGUUCAAGGUGGUCACUCGGUCUCAGGAAGACCCCAGUGCCUAUUACGAAGAGCUUUUUGAUGAGUAAACACCUCCACAUCAUGGAGUUGAGUCAGGAGCUUCCCAUAAUGCCCUGGAGAUUGGAGUGAACUCAUUCAUCCGCCCCUAUGGUCCCCAUCCCCAUGCUCAGUUCAGCAUUGUCUACAAGACUUCCAAACCUAGUCUGCCUCUCUUCUGCCCAGAUGCCGUGUUUGUCCAGGUCAGUGAGAGGGGAGGAGGGAGGUUUCCCUCUCCAGUAGGCUUAGUGCUUGCCUUCAACCCUACAUCUGUAAAACUACCAGCAGCAGCAGCUUUGCUAUCAAUUCACUUUAUAUGACUCCCCCGUCCCAGGAAUCCAGACUGACCUCUUGAUCCCUCUGGAUCUAUGAUCAAGUAUUCUGAUCAAUGCCCCUCAGAAGAAAAAUGAACAUUCCCCCUCCCCAUGCAGAUAUAUAUAUAUAUAUAAAAUAAAACAUAUAAAAGGUAGAAAUUUAAAACAAAAUAGAUAUAUAAAAAUCCUAACAGUUUAUUCUCAAACCUCAAAAGCUCUCCCUACUAUAGAGACCACGCUUUAGGCAAAAAGCUCAAACACUGCUUUUUAUUGGAGCAGGAAUUCCUACACUACAGAGUUCGGUCUCCCAGUGGGUUAAACAUUCAGUCAGUGUACUCUGAGUUCGUGCUGUUUAGAAACACACCUUUUGAAGAACCCGGUUCCUGGACUUCAGUCCAUGUUGAUACCCUGGACAGCACCCAACUUCUCACAGGAGAGGACGGGAGUGAAAAAUCUCUUUCCAAAAUGGUUAAUGAGAGCCACUCGCCUUCUGAAUGCUGAAACAAUCAAGCAGGAGUGAGGCAAACUGAUUUGUUCUGUGCAACAGAUUUAAAAUGUGGACCGGUUCCCUCAGCCCUCAUUAAACUAAUUAAACUGAUCGGUAUCACACUCCAACCCCAGGAUGAACUGAUGCUGAGUCAAGUUGAUGAGGUUAAGCACAGCCAUGUUCUUGAGCAGCUGAAUCUGCUGCCAAGAGUCCAAGCCAUCUGGCCAAGCAUAUGCAUUGGGCCUUGGGUAAGGGAAUCCAGAAGCAACAGCUAGAAAGGGGAAAAAGUCCUCUUUAGCUCUCACGGCGAUUCUUUCCUCUUAAUGUCUCAAAAUGAAACUAGAAAGAGGAAUGAAAUGAUUAAGUGCUUGAGGCCAAAUGAGUUCCUUGAUUCAAAUAACCCAGAAGCAGAGGAAGUGACCUUAACCUAAGUCCUCGCCUCUCCUCUCCUCUCUCUCUCCCUGUCUCUCUGUCUCUGUCUGUCUCUCAGACCUCUCUCUCUCUCUCUUCACUGUACCCAGGCAAUGUGGUUUGGUUUGUGGAUCCAGGAGGCUGGUCUAGACGGGGAGGAAAUGAACUUGAGUUUGGUUAUUUUGUAUAAGAUGCUACUGAGCACACUUCUUCAUGCACAACCCUCGGGCCUCUCUCAUGAUGUUCUGAAAUGUAUAGAUUGUUUUAGAAUUAUUUUGUGUGCUUCUCAACAUCCCAUUUUUUCAGUUUACUUGGAAUUUCCUUAGUUCUUAACAGGCUUGUGUUAUUUCCAACUCCUUCAGUACAAUAAAUAAAAAAAAGAUGCUG